This is a messenger RNA of Effrenium voratum, 1902 nucleotides long. NCBI's taxonomy places the organism in Eukaryota, Dinophyceae, Suessiales, Symbiodiniaceae. The record is from the annotation of a GenBank genome assembly.
AUGGUGUGGGACAAAGGGACGCACCCCUCUCGCCUUCGCGAGGUUUGUCAAGACAUUGAUCACUUCUUGGACCAUUCCCUGGACCUGAACCCACAGGAGAAGAGCCAAAGCACUGAGUCUAAACCUGCUUCAGGAUCCAUAUCGCUGAGAGGGCCGUCUUUGGAAGUGCAAAGGCUGUUCAGCUUGAAUCAAUGCUUGCAGCAAGAGGUAGAAGAGAUGCGCCGGGCCAUGAGAGAAUCUCCAUGCCCUGCUGCCAUUGGCCAAGACUCGCAGGAUUGCCGCAAAAAGAGACGGGUCAGUGAGGUGGAGGAUGAGCUGGCUCAGUUGCGGCGGGAGAAAGAUGCGUUGGCGUUGGAUCUGCAAGAGACCAGGGAGCGUUGCCAGCGCGAGCUGAAGGCAGUCCAGCUAUCUUCUGAGGAGUACCGGAGAGACUGCCAGCAAAAGGAGAGCAUCAUUGCCAGGUUGGAGUCUCAAAUUGACGCAAGGCUGCCACCUCCGCAUCCUCAGAACGAGCCAGUUCGCGACUCACGAACUGCAGAGCUGGAGGAAGAAGUGCUUGCUCUUCGAAUGCUUCUCAAAGAAUGGUGCCCAGAGCAUGGCCUGGCUUCACAGUUGCGCUCAAAGCAUCUUGUUCUGGAGAAACAAUUGCACGAAUCCCAAGCUGCUGAGAAAGAAUUGGCCUUGGCUCGUCAGAAGGCUUUGACCCUGGAGCAGGAGAAUGCAUCUUUCAGGGCGGCUCUGGAGGUCAGUGAGCUCGCAUUGAAGGACUUGAAGGGCACAGCAACGGAAUGCACAAGUGCCCGAAAAGACCUGGCUGGCCAUCAAGGUGUUGCGGCUGAAAUCAUUCAAGCGGCCCAGUCAUUGUUUGAUUUUGAAGCAGCAGAACCAACGCCGAUGAAUUUGAGGCUUGCAUGGUCUCAGCUUCAAUCAAGCUGGGCAAAAGACACGCACAGGAAUAUGCAGCUGCAACGCCAGCUUGAUGCUGCGGCAGAGCAACACAAGAAAAUGCAAGCAGAGGUGAGCAAGCUUCGGGCUGAGAUGCAUUGUGAAGAAACUCAGCAGAGAGAGGCCAAGCGAAAGCUCCAAGAAUCCAACGAUGCAAUUCAAAACUUGAGCGCGCAGAACUCAGUGCUGCGUGAUGCGCUUGCAGGAAAGGGUGAAAACCCCCCUCCCAGCAGUGUUAUGGAAUCUGUGCAGCAAAUCCAGACAAGCGCCUCAGAAGGGAGUUCACAAGCCGUUGACGCUUUGAAGAAGGAUGUCCAAUCACUUCGCGCUGAAGUCUGCAGGCUGCUGGAUGUGGAAAGCAAGGCAAAGAAAUUGGAAAGAGUGAAUGCAGAGUUGUGGCAAGCAAACAAGGAGCUUGAAAAGAAGACCAUGGAAAAGGAUGAACCGGAUGAAGUGGGCACAGUGGGCAUGGGCACAGGUGACUUUGACUCUCGAAGCACCAAAGUACUACACCUUCUGCGAGGGCCGUUAGGCCAGGGCUGGCAAGGCUCGAGGUGCGAGCUCAGCUCGCAAUUGCAAGCCGGAAGCGGAGAUUUGGAGCAGCAGCAGGCUGCUCGCCAGCUGGAGCGCUACAAGAAGGCCAUGAAGAAGUACGUGCAGGAAUUCAGAGAGGGCCUCUAUCAUUUGUUAGGAUGGAAAGUUGAGAUGAGAGGUGAUGGAACUUCUCUAAGAUGGCAUCUUACUUCACGAUAUCAAGAAGGUCAGGAGUUGGUUUUCCAGCUAAGGCCUGCCCAGACCGGUCUGCCGGCUGAAUUUGAUUUGCUAGGAACGCCUUGGGCGGAACAGCUACAGAGCGACCGCCAAGCAAUGGCAUAUUUGGAAGUCUACAGCUCGAUUCCGGGCUUUCUGGCUCAUGUGACCGCAGACCGCCUAGCACAGCAAACGUUCACACGAUAA